This is a messenger RNA of Brienomyrus brachyistius, 2413 nucleotides long. Its product is annotated as RNA-binding protein 24-like. NCBI's taxonomy places the organism in Eukaryota, Metazoa, Chordata, Actinopteri, Osteoglossiformes, Mormyridae. Gene Ontology annotation, molecular function: mRNA 3'-UTR binding. The transcript is spliced from 4 exons. The coding region runs from base 305 to 1000 and encodes 231 amino acids. Gene Ontology annotation, cellular component: cytosol. The record is from RefSeq and is a predicted model, not a curated record.
CGCUCAACUGCCCAGUCUACUAUUGCAGUCAGUGCGAUCAAACUUUCCGAUACUUUCGUUUAUACCCUGUACCUUGUUCAAUUUCUCCUCUCUCGACAGACCUACCUCAACAACUCCCUUAGUAGCGACGUAGUUUUUAUUUAUUUAUUUAUUUAUUUAUUAUUUUGUUUAUACAGUUUAUUUACUUAUGCAGGCUUUUGUAUGCGGUCGCGGUUAGACAAGCAUUACACGUUUAGUAUAAAUCGGAUCUGUAAUUAAACGCAGAUAUUGCACUAUAUAUUGUUCAUUGCCUUUGGCAGUAAAGAUGCAUACAACGCAGAAGGACACGACCUACACGAAGAUAUUUGUUGGGGGUCUUCCAUAUCACACUACGGACUCCAGCCUGAGGAAGUACUUUGAAGUUUUCGGGGAUAUCGAGGAGGCUGUUGUGAUCACUGACAGGCAGACGGGAAAGUCCAGGGGUUAUGGAUUUGUUACAAUGGCAGACCGAGCUUCAGCAGAGAGGGCCUGCAAGGAUCCCAACCCCAUUAUUGACGGCAGGAAGGCCAACGUUAACCUGGCCUACCUGGGGGCCAAGCCCAGAGUCCUUCAGUCGGGAUUCUCCUUUGCUGUUCCACGAAUCCAUUCGAGUUUCAUCCCAAGGACAUAUGGGGUGCCCACUCACUACGUUUACCCGCAGGCCUUGGUGCAGCCCAGCGUGGUGAUUCCCCACAUCCAGGCUGCGGCAGCGGGCACAGCCACGCCCUCCGCCACCUCGUCGUUCCUCGACUACGCCGGUGCCUAUGCGCAGUACUCCGCCGCCGCUGCCGCGGCCAUGGCGGGAGCCGCGUACGAGCAGUACCCCUACGCUGCCUCCCCUGCACCGGUUGGGUUCACCGCUGCCGGUUACGGGUUCGCCUCCCAGCAGCCCCUGGCCACUGCUGCCACCACCCCAGGUCCGGCCUCCAUGGCGUUUGCCCAGUACCAGCCCCAGACGCUGCAGGCUGACCACAUGCAGUAGCUGUGGGUGACCAGCAGAGGGUGUCAGAAGGGUCUGGCAUCUGCGUUACACUGUGACACAAUCUGGAGGGACUCGUGUUGACUGGGAGAAUCUCUAAAAUAUACAGCAGUGACCCAGGAAGGACUUGGAAACUAUGAAAAAUAAGUCCUUUACAUUAUUACUGACAUUGUUUUGUAUGAUAAAUUAUUCAUUUGUAUAGGGAAGAGAAAGAAAGGCUGUAGUUAGAAUGUGCUUCUAGGCGUGAGAGCUUUAACAGUUAGACACGGAUGAUUAUGUUGGCAGGCUCUGUUUGGUAUUUAUCAUGUCUGAAAAUCCUCUUUUACUGCUGUCGGUGUGUUCAGAUUAUUGGGUAUUUUUCAGUAAUUUUUAAACUGCCCGGUGCAUCCGGGGAAUUGCAUAAAUGGAUGCAACAACACAGGAAGGGAUGAACAUUGCUGUUCGUUUCUGCUGACGGAACUACUACUCUUGUGCUUAAUCUAUGCAAAGCUUGACUUCAGGAGAACCUGAGGACCCUUUGUAAGAAAUGUCUGAAACCAAAUGACGCGUUUGGAUCUAUAAACACACACAUAGAUCAGUGGACUGGGGGGUGUCCGUCUCUCGGCCUCACAGGCAGUGACACACGGUCCACUUUGGUGAUUGAGCUGCCCGGCUCCCAUUCCUCACCCUAUUCCAGCUGUGGUCCAGGCAAAUGCUUAAGAUGGUGCCCAGGAGAAGAUGGGGGGGAGCAUCUCGCCAUGGGGGCACCUUCCUGUGUAUAAGUUCCACCUGUUUGUCGCAGGGUGAACAGGAGAAAUGGAGGAAAUGUGAAACUGAACAUUAAUCUAUUUAUUAUUGUGCCUUGUAGUAAUUAUUAAAGUGCUAUUUAAGAAGACUAAUUUAUUUUAACAAUUUCUCCCUAAAUGGCUUUUAUCCAUUUAACUGACAUAAAGCGUGUCUGAAUAUAUGCAGAUAUUAGAAGUAUUUUGCUUGAUUAAUGUACCACAUUGAUAAUGAUAAUGAGUGCUGGUUGCUGACAAGUGCUGAGUGAAACACUUUAUCUAAAGUUGAGGUCAAAGAGCAACGUUGUGAGGUACUUGUGCUACUGUAAAACGUACAUUUACUUUUCCUGUCAAAUUAAGUCCAUAAGUUUUAUAACGGACAAUGUCAAACCGAAUUCAUAGCUAAGAUUUGUUUACGAUGCAAAUUUAAAUUGGAACUGUAUGGCUGUCUCUCAUUGUCAAUCAGAAAAUCACGUUGAAAACGAAAGACGUGUCGAGACUCCAUGUACCACAUGCGCUUUACCCAGUUUUGUAAAGCUGUGCUUCUGUUAACUUUUUACGUUUAUUGUACACUGUCAGGACUUUUUGUAAUACUUGAACUGUUUGUUGCAGAAAUAAAGAUACAAAAAAUAAAUACAAUGUUAUUUUAAGAGAA